GCGCAGUAAAAACUAGAACCCUGCUCGUGCUCCAGCUUUCCGAAUUCUGAGAUCCGACACCCGACGGCGUCCUCAGCGGCUUUCUCUUCUCUACUUCGCGCACGGAACAUUUUCCCCUUCAUCUUUCAGUCUCGCAGGAGAGGAUCUUUAUAGGGCUUUGCGGCUUCAUUGAAGGUUCUUCUACUUGGUCUUAAUUCCGUGGAGAUUUGAUGCUUUAGGGAUUUUGAGAUGAGCAAUCUUUCAAAUAUUUUCUCUAUUCUGGAAGUGGAUGCUGAAGAUGAUAAAGAACAGAUAAUUUCUAUCGCAGUUGCCAAAGAUGCAAAAAAGGAUAAAAAAUCAGUACUUCUCCUAACAGAUGUGACAAAGACUAAAAAUCAAAGGCCAAGGGAAAAUACAAACACGAGAGAUGAUAAAGUAGAACAACAAACAUUUGCAUCACCUUCAGAAGACUACAGAAUGCCUCUUGUGUGGAUUGACUUGGAAAUGACAGGUUUGCAUAUUGACGUUGAUCAGAUAUUGGAGAUUGCAUGUGUUAUAACAGAUGGUAAAUUAACCAAAUCAGUUGAUGGUCCAGAUUUGGUUAUUAAACAACCAAAAGAGUGCUUGGACAAGAUGGGAGAAUGGUGUCGUGAUCAUCAUGCAGCAAGUGGUUUGACAGAGAGAGUGUUAAAAAGUACAGUAACAGAAGCAGAUGCGGAAAAUCAAGUUAUAGACUUUGUGAAGAAGCAUGUGGGUUCACAAACUCCACAGUUGGCUGGAAAUUCUAUUUAUAUGGAUUUUCUCUUCUUGAAGAAGUAUAUGCCUUCUCUGGCUGCCAUGUUUUCUCAUGUGCUAGUUGAUGUUAGCAGCAUUAUGGCUUUAUGCAUCCGUUGGUUUCCAAAAGAGAAGAAAAACGCACCAGAAAAGACUCAACGGCAUAGAGCUAUGGAUGACAUCAAGGAGAGCAUCAAUGAAUUAAAAUAUUACAAACAAGCCAUCUUCAAAGCACCAAACAACGCCAAGUACAGACACUGAUGAUUUGUUUACGCCAUGUGUUGGAGGGGGGAAAUUAAGUUAUUGGCAAGUCAAGGGGAGUCUGGUACCAAGUUUCUUUUCCCUCUCGUUACCCAGGAUCCAGGAGUGUGUUAAUAUCACUAAAAGGUUGUUUUGGAUCGUUUAUAUACAGAUUACUGUUGUAAUGCGAAUCUGAAUGCUAUGGAUUAAGACACUGUCAUAAUAUAAUCAUUACGUUGCUAAUAAACGUUACCGCUUAAACGAUGCGCAGCGUUAAAAUAUUCAAA
This is a messenger RNA of Zingiber officinale, 1280 nucleotides long. Its product is annotated as oligoribonuclease-like. Gene Ontology annotation, cellular component: mitochondrion. Bases 229 to 1014 code for a protein of 261 amino acids. NCBI's taxonomy places the organism in Eukaryota, Viridiplantae, Streptophyta, Magnoliopsida, Zingiberales, Zingiberaceae. The record is from RefSeq and is a predicted model, not a curated record. The transcript is spliced from 9 exons. Gene Ontology annotation, molecular function: nucleic acid binding; 3'-5'-RNA exonuclease activity.